Messenger RNA from Cynara cardunculus var. scolymus (artichoke), 2136 nucleotides. Its product is annotated as protein CELLULOSE SYNTHASE INTERACTIVE 1-like. The coding region runs from base 1 to 1701 and encodes 566 amino acids. Gene Ontology annotation, cellular component: vacuolar proton-transporting V-type ATPase, V1 domain. Lineage: Eukaryota; Viridiplantae; Streptophyta; Magnoliopsida; Asterales; Asteraceae. The transcript has 2 exons. Gene Ontology annotation, molecular function: protein binding; proton-transporting ATPase activity, rotational mechanism. The record is from RefSeq and is a predicted model, not a curated record. Gene Ontology annotation, biological process: proton transmembrane transport.
AUGCAUUAUUCACCUCCGCCGCCGCCUCCGCCGCCUUCCUCCGCCCACACCCUUAACCAAACCACCGCCCUCCUUUCUAUACUACUGCCGGCCACCUUUUCCGUCAAGUCUUUCAUCGCCCGAUGGCAAGUCAUCCGUUCAAAGCUCGCCAUUCUCAAGUCUUCAUUGUACGACAUCUCCGAGUCGACUCACUGGUCGGAAAAUCCACUUCUGCAAACCCUACUCCCCGGCCUCCUAUCCACCCUCCGCCGUAUCCAGACGCUAUGUGAUCAAUGCACCGAUUCGAAUUGCACGGCUGGCAAGCUCCUUAUGCAGAGCGACCUUGACAUGGCUGCCGGUUGGCUCUCCAAGCAGCUUGACGACCUCGAUUUGCUGAUACGCUCCGGUGUUCUAUGUCAAUCGACUGCUAUUGUCCUCUCUCAACCCGCCCCUGGAUCUUCUAUUGAGGAUUUAGGAUUUUUCAUUAGAGAUCUUUUCACUAGGUUACAGAUUGGGGGGGUUGAGUUUAAGAGAAAGGCAAUGGAAUGUCUUCUUCAAUUACUCGUCGAUGAUGAGAAUGCUGUUACAGUUGUUGCAAGCGAAGGCAAUAUAAGGUAUUUGGUUCAUCUACUUGAUGUUGAUGAUCAUAGAGAACAAGCGGUUUCUGCGGUCUCUCUUCUCGCCUGCGCAAGCGAACAUUCUAGAAAAACGGUUUUCGAGGAAGGUGGAUUAGGUCCGUUGUUACGAAUCCUUGAAUUUGGUUCCAUUUCAUCGAAGGAAAAGGCAUCCGUUGCUAUCGAAGCAAUCACCGGCGAUAUUCAUAAUGCGUGGGCUAUUUCGGCGUACGGCGGUGUUCCGAUACUACUCGAUGUCUGCAGAUCUGGAUCGUUAACUGCUCAAUCACACGCAAUUGGUGCUAUUAGGAAUGUAGCUUCAGCUGAAGAUAUUCGCAGCUGUUUAUGCGAAGAAGAUGCAGUUGCCGUCAUCGUUCAGCUACUGGUUUCCGGCUCCGCCGCUGCACAAGAGAAGGCGGCAAACUGCAUUGCUAUCGUCACUUCAUCCAGCAAGUAUUUCGGGACUCUAUUGAUACAAGAGAAAGGAUUGGAAAGGCUUUUACAUUUGCUUCAUCGAUCAUCAAAUCCAGAUACAUUAGAGUAUGUAUUACGCUCAAUUCAUUCACUAUCCACUUCUGAUUCGGUUUGCCGGUUAUUAUCCUCAUCAUCUACGUUCAUAAUCCAAAUCGCCGAACUCAUCGACCACGGGAAUCUAACUCUACAACAAAUCUCAGCUUCAAUAUUAGCUAAAUUGUUCAUUAAUGACUGUAACAAGCGUGCAGUUGCUGGAUGCAUGGGGUCUCUGGUGAAGCUUAUGGAAUUCGUGAAACCGGUCGGGUUACAAGAGGCGGCGAUGCAAGCAUUAACUUCUCUACUGACAGUGAAACAGAACAGGAGUUAUUUCACAAAGGACGAGAAGAGCAUGACGAGUCUAGUUCAGAUGUUGGAUCCGCUGACUGAAUCGGUUCCGAAGAAGUUUCCGGUGGCGGUUGUUUAUGCAUUGAUGGCCGGAGGAAGCAACAGUCGCCGGAAAAGGUUGGUGGAUGCCGGAGCUCACAAUUACUUGCAACUACUGAGUGAAAUGGAGGUCGUCGGAGCUAAGAAAGCGUUACAGAGACUUUCCGGCAGUCGGCUGAAGAGUAUCUUCACCAGAACUUGGAGGGAGUAGAAACGGAAGCCAUCAGCUCCCCGCCAAGGUGCUUGUUUGGGGGAGUGUGGCAUUUGUGAAGUUACAGACGGUAACAAAUACAGUUAAUCAAUUUGUAGCAUGCCCACCAAGUGAGUAUAUACCACAAUAAAUGAAUCAUAUAUAGUUUCCAAACCAUCCUUAGUGGUCACAUACACACAAACAUAUACUAUAUAUCCUCCAUACUAUACAUAUGCAUAUACAUAUACAUAAUACUACUACAUCUAUUAUAAAAAUAUCUGAAUCAAACACUUGGAUGCUCGUUUUACGUAGUAUCCUCGUCUUUUUUCUUUUUAUUCAGAUAAUCUUAAUCCAGCUAAUGCCAAACUUAGGUGUGUUUUGUAAAGUUCGUUAUGCUUGUGCUCUUUUUAUGUAAUAAUUAGCUUGUGCCAUACAAUGACAAUACAUAUACGGAAU